Molecule: messenger RNA, 17147 nt
Organism: Magallana angulata
Lineage: Eukaryota; Metazoa; Mollusca; Bivalvia; Ostreida; Ostreidae
Product: midasin-like
Exons: 100
Coding region: 115-16446 (5443 amino acids)
Biological process (GO): ribosomal large subunit assembly; rRNA processing
Cellular component (GO): nucleus; preribosome, large subunit precursor
Molecular function (GO): ATP hydrolysis activity; ATP binding
Source: RefSeq, a predicted model, not a curated record
AUUUACGUUUCGAAAACACACGUGGGAAGAACCACAUGGUUUGACAGAUACUGAGAUAGCUUUUGAGAGGUAUCCCUAGAAAAGACUCAACUUUAAUGAAAAAGAGCGAAGGUGAUGAAGAAAGCCAGAAGUAGGCCAGAAUUGUCCAAACAAGAUCAAAGUGAUGACCCACAAAAGGUUCUUCUUCAAGUGGGUCAAUUGUUGACGGCCCCAGAUCAAGCCGAGAGAAUUUGCCAGGUGUGCAGAAGGAAUAUUCUUGAUCUCGUGUACCGAGCCAAAGAUGUAGUCAAUGAGAUACGGGAUGAGAUAUCUCGUGGUAGACAAAAGCAGGUUUACUGCAUCGCUUUAUCUCGAGUUCUUCAACUUUGUCCUUACGUCAUAGGGUUUGUGGAUAGUUACGUUAGAUCCUGUGACGGAUUCUUCCAUGAAAAAAAUAACUGGGUGCAGCAGUUUAGCCUUGAAUUGAGUAAAGCAACCUUGACCUUGACUCGCAGUCUUCCCAGCAUUCCCUUUGACCUCUCUGCACUUGUGUCGUUUGUGACGGAGGACUCCAUCAAACUUGACCCUGAGGCUCUCUGGAACAUAGUUAGCUCUGUUGGAGAGCUGGUUCGGUUGUCAGGGAAACAGAAGAAAUGUCUGUUACAGCUGAUCUUGUCGUCAAGGGCGACAGAAACUCAGUCAGAGAAUGGGGAAUCCCAGAAAAAGAAAAAGAAGAGCAGUAAGCGUGACCGGGGCGGAGGGUCAGGGAGCAGGGGGACAGCACUGGUGAGACACUGCUGGGACAAGGAGCUGGCCAGGGUCUACACGCCACAGGUGCAGGUUCACAACCAAUCAGCAAUGGCCGCCAGAAUAGGUUCCCUCGCCCCACAGAAAGUGAUGGCGGCCAUGCAGGCCCUGGAUUCCGAGGACGAAUUACUCCACCCUGGGGUGGUCCGUGUGGCUGGCCUCCUGUUGCCACGGCUCCCUAGAUCUCCACAGCGCGACAGUCACUCCAUGGAUUCACCGACUCUUGUCCCUGUUCCCUCAAUGAUGGCCAAUCUACGAAGCCUGACCCUAGCGGUGGCUGCAGGGAGCCCAGUUCUACUGCAAGGCCCAGUGGGCUGUGGGAAGACCAGUCUUGUCCAACACCUGGCCCAGAGGGUGGGCAGGAAUCGGGCACCAGAGUUCAUGAAAAUCCAGCUGGGAGACCAGACAGAUAGCAAGGCCCUCCUGGGUACCUACCACUGUACUGAGGUCCCUGGGGAGUUUGUCUGGCGCCCGGGAAUCCUGACCCGGGCGGUCACUGAGGGGUGCUGGGCGCUGUUAGAGGACAUCGACUACGCCCCAAUGGAUGUGGUCUCCAUUCUCCUGCCCCUCCUAGAGCGGGGGGUGCUAUCAAUACCAGGUCACGGGGAGAAUGUCACUGCCCACCCAGACUUCAGGCUCUUUGCUACCCAGAGGUUGCUGGGGAGCAGCAGUGGCUGGUACAGGCAACAGAGCAGCAGCUCUGUGUUGCUGGAGAAGAUGUGGACCAAGGUGAACAUCCAGCCCCUGUCCAAGGAGGAGCUGAGGGAGGUCAUCAACACCGUAUACCCCCCGCUGUGUACCGUCACCGACCGCCUCCUGGAUAUCUACUUCCUGUUGUCCGCUGGGAAACAUGAAAUAUCCGAUGAAGGAGAGGACGCGCAGACGAGUACUGCUGGGAAGUUCUUGUCCAACGAGGGCCGCCUCAUCUCUACCAGAGAUUUAAUGAACUGGUGCCGGAGAAUUGCGACAGAUUUCCAGAUCCAGGAAACCUCCACAGCCGGUUUGGUGCUACAGGAAGCUCUCGACUGCUUCACUGCAUGUAUCCCCAACACACAGAGACGCAUCCUUGUGGCUCAAGCCAUCGGGGCCAAACUGAACAUAACUCAGGACAGGGCUGAAUACUACUGCAGUAAGUACAAGCCCAGUACAGAGAUCGGCGUUGAGAGAUUCACAGUGGGGCGGGUCAGUCUGGACAGGUGCUUGGUGGACCCCUCCCUCUCUCUCAUCAGGUCCAGGAGCACAUUCUCUUUCACCAGGCAAGCCUCGGCUCUACUGGAGCGUGUUGCUAUGGCAGUGAAGGAAAACGAGCCUGUUCUAUUGGUUGGUGAGACAGGGACCGGAAAAACGUCCAGCGUACAGUUCCUGGCCCAGCAGCUAGGUCAAAAGCUGCGCGUGAUCAACAUGAACCAACAGAGUGACAGCUCGGACCUUCUGGGAGGGUUUAAGCCCAUGGACCUGAAGAUUAUUGUUAAACCAGUGAAGGAGGAGUUUGAGAAUCUGUUCUGUACAACCUUCUCUGCCGCAGAAAACGCCAAGUUCUUGAGUCACAUACAGGAGAAUUACAGCAGGAGUACCUGGAACACCCUUUUCACCCUAAUGGAACAUUCCAUUGAACCAGCGCUAAAACGAGGCAAAGCUGGAAAAAUUCAGCUGGAGCUGUACGACAAAUGGAAAACUCUGAAAACCAGAGUGAAGCAGCUCAAGCUCCAAGUGAAGAGAUCGGAGAACGCCCUGACAUUCUCAUUUAUUGAAGGCACCUUGAUCAGGGCCCUGAAGAAAGGAGACUGGGUGUUACUGGACGAGAUCAAUCUGGCAGCGGCGGAAACCCUGGAGUGUCUGAGUGGACUCCUAGAGAGUACCACAGGCUCAAUAGUACUAACAGAGAGAGGAGACAUCACCCCUAUAGAAAGACAUAAGAACUUCCGUAUCUUUGCCUGUAUGAACCCAGCCACAGAUGUUGGCAAGAAAGACCUGCCCACCGGAGUCAGAAAUAGAUUUACAGAGUUUUACGUGGACGAGUUAGAGGAGGAACAGGACCUGAGUACCCUGGUCAGCGACUACCUCUCCCCCCUCUCCCUGACCCCGCCCCAUAUACAGGGGGUCGUCAAGUUCUACCUGGCGGUCAAGCGAGCGUCCACGGACCGACUGACGGACGGGACUGGACACAAGCCACACUUCAGUCUGAGGACCCUGUGUCGGGCCCUCAGAUACGCCGCCUCCAACCCAUGCGGUCAGGUGUCACGGUCCCUGUAUGAGGGAUUCUGUCUGAGUUUCCUGACCCAGUUAGACCGUGCGUCCCACCCGCUGGUCCAGAACCUGGUGUCCCAGCACAUUGUGGGCCGGUCAAACAUUAAGUCUCUACUGAAGCAGGGCAUACGUGAGCCUCCCGAGGGUGGCUGUCUGCAGUUUGAGGGGUACUGGGUGCCGCAGGGGAGGGAGACCCCCAGUGUGCCCAGUAACUACAUCCUGACCCCCUCGGUCCGCGCUAACCUCAGGGAUCUAGCCCGAGUAGUGUCAGCAGGGAGACACCCAGUGUUGCUGCAAGGAGAGACAUCGGUAGGGAAGACGAGCCUGGUCACAUGGCUGGCCCGGUGCAGCGGUAAUACGUGUGUCCGCGUCAACAACCACGAACACACAGACCUUCAGGAGUACGUGGGGUGCUACUCCGCCGACCAAACCGGACAACUCGUGUUCAGAGAGGGGGUCCUUGUGGAAGCUAUGAGAAAGGGACACUGGAUCAUACUUGAUGAACUCAAUCUGGCUCCAACAGAUGUCUUAGAGGCCCUCAACAGGUUGCUGGAUGACAACCGUGAGCUGUUUAUCCCUGAGACACAACAGACCGUGAAGGCCCACCCCAAGUUCAUGCUGUUUGCCACACAGAACCCCCCAGGUCUCUACGGGGGCCGCAAGAUCUUGUCUCGAGCCUUCAGGAACCGGUUCAUUGAACUCCAUUUUGAUGAGAUCCCGAGCGCUGAGCUGGAGACCAUUCUCCACCAGAGGUGUGACCUUCCCCUGUCCUACGCAAAGCGACUGGUGGCGGCCAUGUUGGAUCUACAGACAAGGAGGAGAGGUUCGGGUGUGUUCGCCGGCAAACAAGGAUUCAUGACUCUCCGUGACCUAUUUAGGUGGGCGGAUAGGUACAAGUGCAAAGAGGUCAAACUGGACAAGAAGUUCUAUGAUUGGGAUCAACACAUGGCUGACCAUGGGUACAUGUUGAUGGCUGGUCGUGUGCGAAAACCGGAGGAAGCUGCCAUUGUACAGGAGGUGAUCGAGAAACAUCUCAAGCGCUCAGUGGACCCUGAUCGACUAUUCACGCUGACCUCGCAAACAUCGCCAACAACCAUUGCCAUCUUGAAGCGAGUAACACAAAAUUUACCUGCGGGAUUUGAGCACAUUGUAUGGACGUACUCCAUGAGACGACUUGCUGUGUUGAUCGGACAUGCUGCGCAGUUCAAAGAACCAGUCUUAUUGGUCGGGGAAACAGGCUGUGGUAAGACGACGAUCUGUCAGCUAUUGGCCAGUCUCCAGGGCAGUGACCUACAUUCCAUCAACUGUCACCUCCACACAGAAAGUGCUGACUUCCUGGGGGGACUGAGACCUUGUAGAUCUUCUCAGGAGGAGGACCCGGACAGCCCCAGGAAGUUGUUUGAGUGGGUAGAUGGUCCCCUAGUCAACGCGAUGAGGAAUGGAGACAUGUUUCUGAUCGACGAGAUUUCAUUGGCUGACGACUCGGUACUGGAGAGAUUGAACAGCGUGCUGGAGCCAGAGCGUACCUUGCUGUUGGCAGAGAAAGGCGGGGAUGGGGGGAGAGAGGUGGAGGCGGUGGUGGGGAAGGAUGGGUUCCAGGUGUUCUCCACCAUGAACCCCGGGGGCGACUUUGGUAAAAAAGAGCUCUCGCCUGCCCUUAGGAACCGCUUCACUGAGAUCUGGUGCCCCACGACCAGUGAGCGUGACGACCUGAUACACAUCAUUGAACACAAUCUGUCGCCGGGCAUUCACCUUGGUAACCAGCAGGACGGGACUAGCGGAGUGGGCCGGGUCAUCAUGGACUUUGUGGACUGGUUCACCAACAACGAACUGGGCAGGAGGUGUGUGGUCAGUAUCAGAGACAUCUUGUCCUGGGUUAACUUCAUCAACACUUGCUCCAUCAAGAUCGAUGCAGACACCAUGGAAACCCAGCCCGGGUACAACCAGUUAGAGCCAGCUGUAGCCCUGAUCCACGGAGCGUGUCUGGUGUUUCUGGAUGGUCUAGGAGCAGGGACUACCAGUAGGGGGCGUGAUACAGAGGUCACGACCCUUAGAUCUACCGCACUUCAGCACCUCCUACAUCUCAUCAACCAGAUGACUCAUCAGUCACAUGACUUGGAAUCUCUCGGCCUAUUGGACAAGAGCAGUGGGGCCCUAGAAGGGGUGGUCAAGCUGACCCCUGAAGCUUUCUGUAUCUGGCCAUACAGUAUAGGGAGAGGUGAUCUGGAGAGCAGUGUGGACAAUAACUACUCCCUGCAGGCCCCCACAACCUGUGUCAAUGCCCAGAGGCUCCUUCGGGGGCUUCAACUACCACGCCCACUUUUGUUGGAGGGAUCACCGGGGGUCGGGAAGACCAGUUUGGUGGCCGCCAUCGCUAAAGCAGCUGGGAGGGAACUAGUUCGCAUCAACUUGUCUGAACAGACUGAUGUGACAGAUCUGUUCGGAGCGGACCUACCAGUGGAGGGGGAGGAGGGGGGCCGGUUUGCCUGGAGAGACGGACCACUUCUGAGGGCUCUUAAAUUGGGUCAUUGGGUCGUGCUGGAUGAGUUGAACCUGGCCUCUCAGUCGGUGUUGGAGGGACUAAACGCCUGUCUGGACCACAGAGCCGAGGUGUUUAUACCAGAGCUAGCCAAGACGUUCCACAUCCAGCACCAGAAGACGCGACUGUUCGCCUGUCAGAACCCGCUAAACCAGGGGGGCGGGCGUAAAGGCCUGCCACGGUCCUUCCUCAACCGAUUCACUCAGGUUUACAUAGAACCCUUGACCUUCAAUGAUCUGCUAUUUAUAGCUCAGAGGAUGUUUCCACAGUUACCAUCAGACACUUUGUCAAAAAUGGUCACAUUUAACAUAAAGAUGGAACAGGAGACGGUGGAGGGGCGGUGGGGCCAGAGAGGGGGACCCUGGGAGUUCAACCUCCGCGACCUGUUCAGGUGGUGUGAACUACUGCUCAGUGAACAAAAGGUGACAGGUGACCUUGACCCUGGUCAGUUUGUGGGUCUGCUGUACAGGGACAGAAUGAGGACAUUGGAGGACAAACAGAGGGUCCUGGACUUGUACGAUAGAGUUUUCUCCCCUGAUCGGCCCGCCUAUACCUCCACCAGAGAGGUGGUCCUCACUGACUCCUACCUACAUGUGGGUCACUCCCGCCUCCCCCGGGCCGACCUCCAAACCCCUGGCCCCAGGGGUGGGGGCAGGAAGCCACUGUACCUCCUGCACCACUCUCUGGAACCGCUGGAGUCGGUGAUGAAGGUUGUUGAGCAGGCCUGGAUGAGCAUCAUCGUUGGAGGUCAGUCCAGUGGAAAAUCCACCAUAGUGCAGAUUCUGUCACAGUUGACCGGAAACAAACUCCAUGUCCUAGCAACAAACAGCGCCAUGGAUACCACCGAACUGCUGGGAGGUUUUGAACAGGCAGACAAAAAAAGACAUGUAGAGGAAUAUGCUCUGGAAAUGGAUGAGGUCAUGACCUCUUUAUUGAAUGGUCUCCUUGGUAACCCAUGUGACCAGACUGGUGAGAGGUCACAGAGUCAGAAGUGGGAGGAGAGGAGAGGGGAGGCACAGAGGCUGGCCCGGGUUUGGGGGGAGUAUAAACAGCUGCAGGGAAAGUACACAGGUAAACAUCUGACCUCUACAGAGGAAGCUGUCCGGCUCCAGGAGAAGGUAGACGCCCUGGAGAAAACAUUUCAUGUCAUUCAACCCAAGUCAGCACAACUAGGGGAGGCCUUUGACAGACUACAGCAGAGGAGAUCCAAGGCUCUGAUUGGUCUGGAGGAAUGGAAGGCGGGGCAAGGGGCGGGGACUUUUGAGUGGAUUGACAGCUUGUUGGUCCAGGCUCUACAGAAUGGGGAGUGGCUGAUGAUUGACAAUGUCAACUUCUGCAAUGCCUCGGUGUUAGAUCGACUGAAUGCCUUACUGGAGCCAAAUGGAGUGUUGUCCAUCAAUGAGAGAGGGGUCAUCGACGGGGAAAUCCCCAGCAUCAAGCCUCACCCUCAGUUCAGACUGUUUUUGACCAUGGAUCCCAAGUUUGGUGAAAUCUCCAGGGCCAUGAGGAACAGAGGGGUGGAGAUCUAUAUCCCGGGGGAGGAUGAAGGCAAUCCUUAUUCACAACAGGACAUGAGGAAGAUGCUUCAUGGGAUUGGUGUGGAAUGUAAGAAGGUUUCUGAUUGGCUGAUAUCUCUGUAUGUAAGCCUGCGAGAUAUCUUACCCAGGGGAGAGAGGCCUCACUUUCUACAGCUGAUACAGAGUGGAGUGAUCUCGGUCCAGCAGACAGACCGCGGGGCCCCCAGGGGGGAAGCGGUACGAUGGGCCGCCCAGGAGGUGUUUGUAAAGAGUGUCAACAACUUGGCCUCCAGAAAGAGAGUAAUGGCCUUGUUGGAGGACCACUCCCAGCGCUGUGACCUUGACCUCCAGCAACAGGAAGUAGUGCCUCUGAGUCCGGUGUUGGACUUUGUGAGGGACACGUUUGCUGCAGACCUACAUCAGCACUUGGCCCUGGUCCAACACAUCUUACAGGGCUGGAUCUACAGCCCAUCCCCUAUGGAGAAAGACAUUGGAUCACAUGACAUAUCAUGUGACCUUUAUUCCUGGCAGAGCCUGCUGUCGGCCUGUGUCCUGUACAUGGACCUCUCCACGCCUGACUGCCUGGCUCUCCGCGCUCUACUGCUCACACAGUUGUUGGAGAACCACAGAACAGCCGCAGUGUUACAAAGGUCAAGGUCAUCUCCGGAAAUGGAGGUCAUUAAAGGUCAUCUUCAGAUGGUUGAGAGGGUGAUGAGUCAGAUGUUUGAAGAUGUGAAGUGUUUUGUUCUGAAGAGAUAUGAAGAGGAUGCUAGAGAACAAGCCAUUGUCAGACAACUCUACAUGGACCCGUGGAACGCCCCUCAGGUCCUGAGGUCAGUGGGUCAGGGGUUCCAGCAGGCUGUCAACAUGUACAUUAUGGUGACCAGAGUCAGUAGAACACUGUCUGAGGGAGAGGACCACACCCACAGUCUGAGGCAGUUCCUGGAGGGAGGGCGUGGUAGGAAUGUGGACAUUGACUAUCAGACCCUGGAGGGUUUGAUGUGUGACCUACUUUCCCGGGAACCAAUCCUACAACAUCUCUGUCACACAGACCACUGCCACAGCCUAGAGCUCACAGUCAGGGUUUUGGACAAUGUUUGUUGGAUUGCCAGGAUGAGAGAAGCUUUGGUAACAUACACACUUGACCUUGACAUCAACAAGGUCAUUCUCUUUUACUCCUGGGUCAAGGACAAGCUACAGGCAGUAAUGAAAGACAGGUUUGUUCAGUGUUUCCCUCACCUGUAUCGGGCUGGGGAAUCCCUGAUGACAGACUUCCAGGAGGCAGAGUCCUACAACAAGUUCCGGGAUUCCCUGGGACACCCCCCUCCUUACAGAGAUCAAAGAGAGGCUGAGGCUAAGCUGUCCAUGAAUGAACUGUGUAGACAGAUGGACAUCCAUAGAGAGGCUACUGACCUCACUCGGAAGUACAGAAUUCAGCUAAAUAUAGAUCACAGGGAAUACCUGGUGUCUGUGUUGCUGAAGGCUAUGAAGGAGGCAGAACAGGGUAGUGAACCAGUGGAUGUGAAAGAGGUUAGGGCACUUCUACAGCAGUAUAACCUCAUGAAAGUAGAAGAGAAUCCAUCUCUCAUCUCUCGUAUGGAAACCGACCAAUCAGAGAGUACUGCUCUCCUAAAAUCAAACCAAUCAGAUUCCUUGAAACAUGUUGACCUUUGGCCUCUUUCUGAUCACAUAGCAGUACUGUCUGAAAUGAGACUGGUCAAUAAGAUGAUGGCGUCGUCUGACAAAUGUAACACAGAAGAGGUUGGGGCUCUCGUUGACUUUGGAGCCCAGUUUACACCGCUUUCUCCAUCAGCUCUGAAAUCAUUGAAACAACUGAAUGAGGAUAAAACAAAAGAGGAGGUGAGGGACCGCCUCUGUGUGGUGCUGAGUGACCUCUACCACCAACUGUGGACCAACACGGCUGCUACCAACCUCAGCUGGUGGCUUAACUGGUCCCCUACAUCUCCCAUAGAGACCACCAGUACAGAGAGGGCUGAACAGAGCUGGGGCCCUGCAAGUCUUGUCAAAACAGUGGUGUCUCAAACCGCCUACCACCUGACCUGUGGGAGAACCACUGAGCCGCUUCACCUGUUGCUGGAUAAACCACUUCCUAUGGAGGUCCCCCUGGGAGACUACAGGGGCAGGCUUCACAGACUACAGACUCUGUCCCAAUACAUCUGGUGUCAUGGACCGGUUCUCUGUAGCAGGAACUCCAACACAAGGGAACUAAUGAGGCAGCACAUUGUCCACCUGUUUGUGUCAAUGCUGCAGUCCAUUGGGAAAAUGUUCAGAAAUCAGGAUGCUCGAGAUCUGUACCAUCAGCAUGUGUCAGAGUUUGUGAUCUGUCUCCAAAACAAAGGCUCAAACAGUGAGAGAACGGUUCUUACACUGACAGAGGCAGUGUCUGAGGUGCUUCAAUCAGAGCUUUUUAUAGUGAAGGAGUGUUUGAAUGGAGUGCUUGAAUUAUCUGGCCCUUCAGUGGCUGAUCUACAGACUGUAGGCCGUGUGUGGGUGUAUGUGGGACUGCUGGGUAUGAUUCUACACAGACCGAGGUCUCCCGUCGACCCUGUGCUCAAAUCACAGAUGAAGCUGCAGCUGAAACAGAGGGAGUUAGAGGAGAUAAAUCGCGAGCUUGAGGUCAAGGUCAUCUAUCACCGACAGAUAACAGGUCUAGAGCUCCUAGCCCGCCCAGCCCACCUACAGCACCCCCUGAUCCUCCACCUGAUGGACAGGCGAGAGAAACUACAGAGAAAGAUAAAGGUCUUACAGUCCCAGCAGGCAUACAGACCACACACCUGUCAGUAUAAACAGCUUUUAAGCAUCAUAAAAGACUUUAUGGAUACCAAAGGAUCUGUCAGCCAUACCAAGUACUUGAUGGAGAAGCUGCAGGAGGCAUGCACAACAGGCCGAAUAGCCAAUCAGAUUGCAGAAGAGAGGACUUGGCAGAAAACUCAUCAGCGAUUGGUCGGUUGUCUGGAGGAGGAGUUUCCUCUGUAUAGAGAUAUCACCACCCCCUUUAUCGUGGCCACUCAGCAGGUGCGAUGUGGAGUGCGGCUGAUCGCUAACCGUGCCAUGGAGGUGAACAUGGCUUUACAGAUGACCGAGAGACUGAGGAUCCCCCCUCAGAUUCAGGGGAUGGAGUCCUCUAUGAGGCGAGCGGCAAGACUGCUUGGGGCAUUCCCCUUCAUCUCCACAGAGAUAAGCAGCAGUCUAAGGCUUGCACAGAAAGUCCUGUCUGUAGAAAGACUGGUGUCUGAGGGACAGGGGGAGGAGAGUCAAGCCCACCACACCUCCAGGCUUUACUUUGGGGUCCUGUUCCUUCUAAGAAACUCUGCCCUGAUGAGGAAAGAACUGAACCAUGAGACUCUGAAAUCGCUGAACCAAAUCCUUGGUCGCUUCGUGUUGUCAUGGAGACAGCAGGAGGAGCUGAGAUCUCAGAAAGAGGCUGAGGACAGUCUGUACAAGUACAGGACAAAGGUGCAUGGUGACGAACGUGACAACGACGCCAUCGAGGAGGACGAGUUCAGGGAAACAUUCCCUUCGUUCCAACAGGACUUUCAAGACUUGGUGGCACCUACCUCCCUGGAAGAUAAUCCAGUAGAUAAUCCAGUAGAUAAUCCGGUAGAUAAUCCUGCAGAGAUUGACCUUCCCCACAAAGUGACUGACACAGAGAUGACAGCUGUAUGCCACACCCAUCAGCUGCUCUUCUCAACUCUCACCUCUUCUGAUUGGUUAAAACAGAGUCAUGUGACAGAUAUCACAACCCAGGAGGUCAUACAGCCUUCAUUACUCUGUUACAGUGUUGCUGCACCUUGGUUUGAUGGCCAGUGGGACUUAGCUGAAGAGGAGUCAAAAACAUUAGGAAGCCAUCUUCUGGCUAGUCACUUCCUCCAAGAGGAGAUAACUCCAAGGUGUGAUCCCCAGAGUGAGGCUGGAUUGCCCCAGGGCUACGAUGUUUACAGGGAUGCCAACUUCUCUGAGGUCAUCAAGUGUGUACCUGUUUUACAUAGACUGAUGGACAGAGUGAGAGAACUGAGAGAGGAGUGGCCAGAUCACCCCACACUAACACAGCUGACACAGUUAGUAGACAGGAUCCUGUCAUUUCCUGUUACUUCCCCUGUCAUCAAAUUCCUGACUGGUCUAGAGCUACUGCUAGAAAAAGCACAGGAGUGGGAGAGCAAUGCAGCGAGACAUGUUUCUAUGGCAACACAGCUUGGCGAGGUCUCUGCUCAAAUUCUAGAGUGGAGAAAGCUUGAGCUCAGCUGCUGGAGACAGUGUUUGGACAAUGUGUUCCUGAAACAGUCGUCCAGGGCCAGCAAAUGGUGGUUCCAUGUCUACCGACUGACCCAGUCAGCCUGUGUCCAGGAUGAGUCUGAGAAAGACGAUGAAGAUGAGGUCAGCUUUGCUGAGGUCCCGCAGGCUCUAAAGGAGUUCCUAGAGAGGUCCUCCCUGGGUGAAUUUGAGGCACGCCUGGGGAUACUGAGGUCCUUCCACUGCCAUGCUAUGUACUUAGGUACAGAAGACAGUGUGGACAGGAAGCCUGCUUACCAAGAUCAGAUGAUGAAGUUACUGUGGAAUCUCCAUCAGUUCUAUAGCCAGUUCCUGCCAAUGGUCAGAGAGAAAAUCCAGCGUCUGCGACAGCCAAUUGAAAAGGAGCUGAAGGGUUUUGUAAAAAUAGCUCGCUGGACAGACAUGAACUACUGGGCUUUGAAGCAGACGACAGAGAAAACCCAUAGGGCCCUGCAUAAACAGAUGAAGGCUUUCCAGGCUGUAUUGGACGAGCCAGUGCAGGGUAUUCUAGCGGACCCUGACCUUGGCCUAGAUUCUACAGGUCAUCCAGAGGUCACAUUUUCCUGGGGGGAGGCCUACACAACAUCCGUCCAGACGCUGGCCUCCCUCAAAGUAGCUGGUGUGGUUCCUCACACAGAUUUACCAGCCCCUGGUAAUGGCAGUCUCUCAAGCAGGCUUGGUCAGCUGUCUGUAAAAAUGUGUAAACACUGGAAGUCAUUGACCGACCGACUCGAGUACCACAAACUCAUUGUCAGACUCGACGAGUUCACAGGAGAAGUAAUUGAGUCUGUUCAUGAUCUUCAACAUCUGGACGUCUCACAGAACACAGACAAAGAGAAGCAGAAAUCUGAGGCCAAACACAUAGGACAAAAAAAGAGGAAAGCCCUCAGUGAUCUCUUCAAGGAACUGACACAGCUUGGUCUGUCCUACAGGAAGGGGCUGCUGUGUGACACUGAGAGUGACCUCCCUUUGUUAGUACCACCACUAGAUGUCUCUGUCUGCUCCGAUAGAUUUACAGCAAGCCGUGACAGUAUGGUUGACAUAGGAAAGAGUUGCCAUGACUACUACUACAAGUGUGUGGCCAGGAAAGCCAAGUUUGCCUCGGCGCUUCAAUCCCCAUCCAAGGAGCUUGGAGUGGGUAACUUGGAGCGCUGUAGAGGAUUCACCAAUCACCUGAUGAGUCUACUGGUGGACCAGUACACGGCCACAGCCGAGGUCCAUCGGGCCUUCCUCACAAUCAGCUCCAUGUCAAAUGUUUUACAUGAUCUCUGUGCAACUGAUGGAACAGCCCCACCCCCGCAGAAAUCAACAAGGGAGUGUGUGGACUCGCUGUCCUCUCUCCUGGUCAGUCUGAAGGAGGGGCUCACUCAGGUCAAGGUCACUCUACAGUGUUGCCCCCGUCAACAGGAAAAAACAACCCACUAUCCGUCUCCUUUUCCUAGACAUCAGUUGUCUGGUGCAGCACUAAUGACUCACGGAGACGAGAAAUGGACAGACUGCUCGGCCAAAAUUCAGGCUCUACAAGAGAAGACUAGCGAGCUGUAUGACAGGACGUUUCCUCUCUCCAAGAAACCAUUGAUUACAUGGAACGACUGCGACAAUAUGCACUCAGUGUACAAAGACUUAUUGGAAGGAGUGGUCAGUCUGACAGAGAUAGAAGAACUCUUUUGUGAUAGAGGAGAGAAAUGUCUUCCAUCAUUUAUGGAUACUGUAAGGUACAUGAGACAGGAAGUGGAGGUCAAAAGUCAACAGUUCACAGGGUGGUUCAACGCCAGCAGACAUCAAAUGACUGAGGAGUUAUCCUAUAUGGAGAAAAAACACAAGACCAGGCGUGGUAGAAUCCGAUCAAUGAAAUCACAAGUUGAUGAAGAGGGAGCUGGGAACAAGCCGGAGACAUACCAGGGGAGGGUGGAGAGUCUGAUUGCAGCCCUGUUACUGAGUGUACAAACCCUCACAAAGAGUCACCCCACCUCUAACUCUGGAGGAGGUCAGGGUAAAAGGAGUCAUUCCAUCCCUGGAGAUGAGGAUAUUGAGGAAGGUGAGACAAUGUUGGAGGGCCAUCUAGUGGCUCAUGUCUAUGAGAAAUUAAAGGGGGAUAAGCAGUGUCUAGAACUCAACAAGAUUACUCAGUCCCUUCAGAGCUUGAUCACUGAAGUCCUUGACCUCACUGAAAGUGGUUCAAGGUCAGAUGUGCUGACCCUUGUCCAGAUUCUGGGGCAGUGUCAGGCAUUAGUACAACAGUACCGAGUGAUGUUGGAGUACUACCUGCUGCAGUACUUGGCCGAGAUUCGGGUCACUGGGAAACUCCUCUCUGUCCUCCUGGCCGUCUUCACUGAACUCACCUCCAAGGGUUUCUGUGUCCCGGCCGAGUUUGAAGAUGAGGUGGCGGGAGAAGGAGCCACAGAUUUUGAGGAUAUUGAGGGUGGAGGACUUGGUCAAGGUGAAGGGGUCAAGGACGUUAGUGACCAGAUUGAAAAUGAGGACCAGCUGGAUGAGGCCAGGAAAGCAGGAGAAGAUUCCAAAGAGGACCCGGCCCAGCAGCCCGAUGUCAGGUCUGAGGAGAACGCCAUCGAGAUGUCGGACGACUUUGAGGGCAGAGUUCAGGACCUAGAGGCAGCGGACCAGGAGGAAAGGUCGGAUGGAGAGGAAGAGAGGGAGGAGGAAUUGGAUAAACAGAUGGGAGAAGUGGACGGGGAUGACACAGAUAAGCUGGAUGAACAGAUGUGGGGCAGUGAUGAGGAACAGGGAGAGGAGCAGGGGGAUAAAGAGGAAUUCGGUCCUGGAUCACAACAAGAAGAAAGAAGUGAAUUGGUUGCCAAGGAUGACAAUCCAGACAAAUCCGAGUCAGGUGAUAAGCCAGAGAAGCAGACGACAGAUGAAAACGAGGCUGAGGAAGAUGAGGACAAGCAGACUUCCAGAGAACAGGAACAAAUUGAUGAGUCAGAGUAUGAUGAUGACAGAAUUGACCCUCACCAUGGCAGCCAGGAGCCAGAGGAAGCCCCUGACAACAUGGACCUCCCCGAUGAUCUGAAGCUGGAUGAGGAAGAGGCUGGGGUCACAGAGGAGGAACAAGGUCAAGAUGAGACACCCACAGAACCCCCUGGUGGUGACACAGAGAUGCCAGACGACAAGGGAGAUAACAAUGAUCCAGGACAGAUGGAGGAGGAGGAGGAGGAGGAAACUCUCCCAGAAGUUGAGCAAGACCUAUCUGAAGAAAAGGACACCCAGUCAAAAGAAGAACCAGAUAAGGGUCAGGAGACCAGAUCUGAGGAUGGAGAGGGGGAUCCAGGAUUUUCUGCCCAGCAGAAUGAUGCUCCAGAAAUCAAUGAGGCGGAACAGGACGAAAGUCCGGCCGAUACUGACGACAAACCUCAGGCCACAGAGAAUUAUGGGAAGACUUCUCACAGUUCAGAGGAUGUGGAGCACUCAGAGUCAGCCCAGGAUCAGGGCGGAGAGGCGGACAAUGAACAGAAAGAGAGUGAUGGGACAGGCACGUCUAAUUCAGAGGUACAGGAGGGUCACGAAGGUCAAAAUUCAAAGGUUGCUCCAUCAUCAUCCAGCCAAGCCCAGAAACCUGCUAAAAGAAAAGCUGGGCAGUCGAGUGAAGACAGAAGUCUAGGAUCCAGGGAAAACCAGUUUAAAAAACUGAAAACCAUCGAAGAGUCUUCAUCCAAAGAACAGGAUGAAGAAAAGGAUGAAUCGACAAAGAAGGAAUCGCAGCUGUAUGAACACAUCAAGGAUGCCACGUCAACACAUGAUGCUCAGGUGAUAGACGUUGCCACAGAGAUCCAGCAGGUGGAGCAAGCCAUGCCAGACUCGGGGGCAGAUCAAGAGAGUGGAGAGGUGGAAGAUGACAGCGAUGAUGUGGAGAUGAAGGAGGAAGAGAAAACAGAGGAUAUAGUAGAUAAGCUAUCAUCAUUGACAAACUCUAAAGAAAAACAAAAAAAGAAAGUGGAGGGAAUGAAAGAAGAAGAGACGGAAGAAAACUUGAAGGAGGCGGUGAAGUAUCAGACGGAGGGUGUUGCCAUGGAGACACUAGGGGCUGCUCGGGGACCAGAGUCUACAAUUCACACCUCACUGGAGAACCUUCACCUCGAUGUCAAGGGUUCUGACUUAGAAAGACUGAGAUCUGAGUUAGAGGAACACUUGUCCUCAUUUUGUAACGUGGACAAUCCAACUCCAGAGGCGGAGGCGCUAGCGUCAGAGGCGUGGCACCAGUAUGAGGCUCUGACCUCCGCCCUGUCCCAGGAGCUCUGUGAACAACUAAGGCUGGUCCUGGAACCCUCCCAGGCCACCAAACUCAGGGGAGACUACAGAACAGGGAAAAGGCUGAACAUGAGGAAGGUGAUUCCGUAUAUCGCCAGUCAGUUCCGCAAGGACAAGAUCUGGCUCCGUCGCACCAAACCCAGCAAGCGACAGUACCAGAUCAUGCUGGCCAUAGACGACUCCUCUAGCAUGGUGGACAACCACUCCAAACAGCUGGCCUAUGAAUCCCUAGCAUUGAUAUCUAAUGCUUUGACCUUAUUAGAAGCUGGGGAGCUCUGUAUUUGCAGUUUCGGUGAAUCGGUUCGUGUUCUACACCCGUUCAAUGAACAGUUCAGCAGUCACUCGGGGUCCAGGCUCCUACAGCAGUUCACAUUUGAACAGAAGAAAACAAAAGUAGCCCAGCUUUUGAAGAAAGCUACGUCAAUCAUGAUGGAUGCUCGCUCAAAGCAGCGAGGCAUGAUGGGAAAUCCAGAGACCUCACAGCUGUUGUUGAUUGUGUCAGAUGGGCGUGGCUUGUUUAGCGAGGGGAUGGAGACAGUGAAGUCGGCCAUCCGACAGGCGAGGGAGGCCAACGUGUUUCUGGUGUUUGUUGUCAUAGAUAAUCCACAGAACAAGGACUCCAUAUUGGAUAUCAAGGUCCCAGUAUUUAAGAGUGGAAACCAGUUGCCAGAAAUCAAGCCUUACAUGGAUUAUUUCCCUUUUCCAUUCUACAUCAUCCUGCGAGACAUUAACUCUCUGCCUCACGUGUUAUGUGACGCUUUACGUCAGUGGUUUGAACUGGUGACAGCGGUGGAUAUGUGACCUUUGUGACUGAUUUAUGUGUGAUCUGUUAACUGUUAUGGGAUGCUUGAAUGCUGAAUCAGUGGUUCAAACUGGUGGUGUGUUACAUGUAUGUGGUAGUUUAAACUGGUGACAUUGAUGUGUUAACAUUGUGACAUACUACAUUACAGUGUUACAUUACUAUGUCAUGCUAUGUGGGGUGUUUGAGCCGGAUUCAGUUGUUAGUAGAGCUGUGAAAUCCUAUGUCAGGCUUCAUGGCACUGGUUUGAGAAGUUGAUGGAAGUAAAAUGAUUUUCCAUGCAUUUUUUAUGAUUUCUUCAAACAUUUAACCUCAUUUUGAAAUAUUUGGAUGACAUUUUGCAGUCAUCUUGAUAGAUGUGUGUUUUGUUGAUAACAUAAAUUGAAAAUUCAGAAGAAGCUUCUGUAUGUAACCAUGGAUACAGAGAAGUGUACACAGAAAGCGGAGACUAUUUAUGCUGUAUUGAACUUGUUAACCUCUGUGCAUCCUGAGACUGUAUAGGAUUUUGACCCACAGCACAUACUGUGAUACAUAAUUAAAAAUGAUUAACUGAUUGUUACUUAGUUCACUUCAAGGAAAGGAUUGGUAAUAGUUUAUGACAAUGUUGAUUGUUUAAGUUUGUCAUUGCUUUUAAAUGAUGCUGACAGGAAGAUAUGUUACAUUGAGGCUCUUUACAUGUACCAAUAAAAUUAUAUAAAUAUCG